Molecule: messenger RNA, 326 nt
Organism: Staurois parvus
Lineage: Eukaryota; Metazoa; Chordata; Amphibia; Anura; Ranidae
Source: the annotation of a GenBank genome assembly
AUGUGAUCAGCUGUGUCCAAUCACAGCUGAUCACAUAUCAGAGCACUGAUGAUCAGUGUGCCCUGAUGAUAUGUGUAGCCCCAGCAGCGCCACCUGUCAGUGUCCAUCAGUGCCAGCUCUCAGUGCUCAUCCAUGCCACCUGGCAGUGCCCAUCAGUGUCACAUUUUAGUGCCCAUCAGUGCCACAUCAAUGCCACAUAUCAGUGCCCAUCUGAGCUGCCUUUCAAUGUCACCUAUCAGUGCCACCUAUCAAUGCCAGUCAGUGCCACCUAUCAGUGCUGCCAAUUAGGGCCGCCUAUCAUUGCCCAUCAGGGCUGCCUAUCAGUG